This is a messenger RNA of Pelobates cultripes (western spadefoot toad), 1441 nucleotides long. The record is from the annotation of a GenBank genome assembly. NCBI's taxonomy places the organism in Eukaryota, Metazoa, Chordata, Amphibia, Anura, Pelobatidae.
AUGAACGUAGUAAUGGCUGUGAAAUGGGAUUGUGCUCAUUCGAAUUCUGUGCUGAGUUUGGCUGUCAGCAAAGAAAAAGUGGUUUCAUCUGGGGCAGAGGAUGGGGAACUUGUUCUUUGGAAUGAGGGAGGACUUCCGUUGGGAAAGUUACAUCUUACUGGAGGUGGCGAUGUGACCUGCAUGGCUUUUUCUCCAGUUUGCUCAACUAGACUUUAUGUCUCUCAUGGGGACUCGCUUAGUGUUAUGGAUACUAGAGCAUUUAAAGAACCAGUUGAGAAUUUCAGAGUCAACAAAGAAGAAAUCAACUGCAUUUCCGUAAAUGAAUCUGACACCUUAUUGGCAGCAGCUGAUGAUUCUGGAGCAGUUAAAGUGCUGGAUCUGCAAUCUAAGAAAGUCAGUAGGACACUGUCUAGACAUACAAAUAUUUGCUCCUCCGUUUCAUUUCGUCCCCAUCGGCCACAGAACCUUUUGUCUUGUGGACUUGACAUGCAGGUCAGUCAACAAUACUGUAUUUGUGGGGUUUUGUUAUAUCUAGUGCUGUAAAAUAUGUUGGCAACUUGUAAAUAAUUUUCAAAUGUCAAUAAUCUUCUUGCAUCAAUGUAUUUAUGGUAAGCAACGUGCAUGUUACAUGUUCUUCUAUUAGUGUUAGGAUGAUAAUGGGAUUCAAGGAAUUAGUAAUUAGUAAACCUAUGACUAAAUUUAAUUGAUGUAGAGAUACAGUCAAUAAAAAAAAAUUAAUAACAUGGACUGUUAUGCAGACUCAACAAGUUUUCAUGUUGUUUGUCAGAUGUUCUUGUAGUUAAUUCUAGCACUAGUACACAUAUAAUUAUUAUGCUUUUCUUUCUAGGUUAUACACUGGAGCAUGCAGAAAGCACGUCCGCUGUGGAUAAUUAAUCUCCAGCAGUUGUCACAUGAAAAAGGAGAUAAUCUAGCUACCCAGGGACAAAUGUUAAAUCCACCUUUGGCUCAUUCAUUGUCAGUGUCUGCUUGUGGGAACAUAUUUUGCUGUGGUGCUGAAGAUGGUAAUAUCCAAAUUUUUCAAGUUGCAGGGAAUCAAUUUGAGGAGGAAUUGUGUUUUAAAAGUCACAGUCAAGGUGUGUCUCAGGUCAAAUUUCUGGAUGAGGAAGCCUAUCCGAAUAUCUUACUAUCUGGUGGUAAUGAUGGCAGAGUGUGCCUGUGGGACAUUGAGCUAGCAAGGCAAAAGGAACCGAAAAGACCACUUGCAAAACCACACCAGAGAAAGUCUGGAUCGUCCCACACCAAAGCCAAGCACAUGGUCAGUCAAGUGACAGACACUGCCAGGGAAGUCAUCCCAAAGCUAUGUAUUGAACAUGAGGAAAAGGUGAACUGGAUUAUUGGAGCAGAGCUUGGUGGAAUCAGAAUGGUUCUAGUUGCUGAUCCAAGCAAUGCAAUAACUCUGUAUCCAUUAGGAGAGCUAUAA